AAGUAUUUCUUGGGUGGGUACAGUAGUGUUGAGCUAGUUUUUCAGGAAGGAAAUAUGUGACAUAUUUGUCUUCAUCUCUCUGUGUGACCAUAGAACCUGUCUCUACCAAUCGGAAAGCAGCGUGGUGCAGAGAACAGGAAGUUCAGGCUUCAUGAAGAUGAAAUUGAGUGAAGAGAUGACAGAACGAAACAAAAUGUCCAGAUGACAACAGAUGACACAAUCCAAAUAUGUUGACAUAGCGGGCUGAGCGUUUGAUUGACAGCUCAACAAUACACCCUUCGUCCUCCUCCUGCCACCCACUCACUGUCCAUCCAGCCAUGUUGUUGAGGAGGAAGCUGUGCGUUGCCCUGGUGAUCGCUGCCAUUCUCUUCCUCAUGCUCGCGAGUCAGGGCAUCCAGAGGAGACACUUUCUGCCUCUGUCAUUGGCUCUGCCCAUCAGCCGGGCCACCCCCACCAGCAGGGAGACAGUGGUCGAACCAUCGGCACCUCCUGCUGAUCUGACCCCUAACCCUCCUAGGACCCCUCGUCCCAGACCCAUCGAACCUGAAGAAGAAGACGAAGAUGAGCCUGCAGAGGAGUCCCAGCCUGAACUGAGAUCGUGUGGUUGUACUAAGUCCUGUAUUUCAGACCUGGCGGGGUCAGAAUGGUUCAGCAAACGUUAUGACCCCAAACAGCAGCCUGUCCUCAGAGACACCAACAACAACUUUGACCCUGAAGCGCUCAAAUGGUGGUUGAGUCUUCAGCGUUCCGGUAAUGACCAGACUCUGGAGCAAGUGAUGUCAGAGUUGUUCAAGGUCGUUUCCCCACCCACUGUGGACUUCCGGCCCCUCCCCACUCAUUGUCGUAGUUGCGCUGUGGUCGGCAACUCAGGCAACUUAAGACAGUCAGGAAAUGGCAACCUGAUUGAUUCCCACAAUUCCAUUAUCCGGAUGAACAAGGCAGUGACUCGAGGAUUUGAGAAAGACGUUGGGAAUCGGACAACACAUCACUUCCUGUACCCAGAGAGUGCGGUGGACAUAGAUCAUGGCGUCAGCCUCGUCCUGCUGCCGUUCAAACUGAGAGAUUUGGAGUGGCUGACCAGUGCGCUGUCCACCGGCGAAAUUAAAAUGACCUACAUGAGGGUGAAAGAGCGAGUGCAGGCUGAUAAAGACAAGGUCUUGGUGGUGAACCCGGUGUUCUUUAAGUAUGCUCACGAUCGUUGGACAGAGGGUCAUGGUCGCUAUCCGUCCACUGGCAUGCUGGCCAUCAUCUUCGCUCUGCACACCUGUGACCAGGUGUCUGUCUUUGGUUACGGCGCCGACCAGCAGGGGAACUGGCAUCACUACUGGGAGGAGAACCGCUAUGCUGGAGCCUUUAGGAAGACCGGUGUGCACAGCGCUGACUUCGAAACAGAGAUCAUCCAUCAGCUUGCCAAGGAGGGAAAGAUCACUCUGCACCUGUGACACAACCACUGACCCACACACCUGAUUAUCUACCGACUGACUUAUAAACAGACUUACAGACAUGCUGACUGACCUACUGACUGAAGGACUGAUUGACCGAUCUGCUGACAGACCAGCAGAUCAUUCACCACUUAAUUCUUGAGCCCAAGAACCAGCUACAUCUCGUCUGGUAUCCAGCUGAGUCUGGUUGAUUGCGGCUGAUGGCAGCACACGCAGCUGUCCUCAAAUUAAAGCCAUGUCUAUGUAUGAUGGUUUGUUUCAGCCUGAUUUGGACAGGAAUCAGACCUGGUAUUCUUGCACGUCAAUCAUUACACGCCUGGCUUGAGUCAGACGUCCAGGUAUGUUGGACUGCAGCCGCAAUUGGGCAGCAACAUUUUUACAAACCUGGAUUACCUGUGGACGGAGCCUUUGGGGAUAGGAGGGGCUGAAUCCACCACCUUCACCUACAGACUCCUGCUGGUUUAAAUGAGUUCCGGCUCAACUGCUUUUCGGGACCCUCCACUGUUCAGACAGACCGUCCUGCCGUCUGCGACUGCGAGGAUCGACCACAUGAGUUUUGCUCUGAGCGGGAAACAACCACAGACUUUUUCUAUCUUUUCUAUUGGAUUUUAUAGACGUUAUACAGGGAUAACCUCUUUUUUUUAUCAAAGCACUUUGCCUUGAAGAAGAAAUGGCACCAAGUGUUGCCACAUUGUCGCUUCUGUGUCCAACAAUGUUACUUUUAUAUUUUAUAUCAUUUAUAAUCCAUCCAUUUAUUCUAACUGUAUCUUAACGCCAACCGUCCUGAUCUGGAGGAAUUCUCCGUCCUGACAGACUUGAACUGGAAACGGGAUAACGGAGUCUUGAAGUUUUCUCUCACGUCAACAUUUCUGGAAUGUAAGCCAAUGAUACUUCCUGUCUCGACCAUAUAUGGAGCUGGAGGAGGAGCUUGUGUGAGGUUCUCAGCCUGUGUUUGAGCUUCGCCAUGUUGUCCACGAUGAUUCAACAGUCUGAAGGUUUUCAGCUGAUGUCACUGACGGUCCAAAACAGGAGUUAAAUAUGUUUCAAAGGACAAAGUUUUUCAGCUUGAAGUUAAUGGUCAGCAGUAAAGUUAAACUACAGAAACAAAGUGAGUAAAGGGGACAUUCCCAUUCAAAUCAACAAAGCUGGAUGGUCAGAGCGGUGGUAGUUUUUAUGUGUACUGUUGCUGUUUCAACUGUUGUAGGGCGCUAACUUCCGUAUAAACUGAGACACGUAUAGCUGCAGACACAUUCCGUUUGUAGUGCACACGACACGCCCCUUUAAGCCACGCCCACCACUAACACAAGACAAUCUCACCAUCGUAAUGGUUAUCUGAACCUACAAUGCUACAGUGUAGUUAACAAAUUUGUGGCCAUAUGUAGAAAUAAUAACACAUGAAGACGGACGACACGUUACUGUUCCCAUUACCCUCACCCUACCCUUAACCACUUCUAUUUUAACCUAACACUUCAUAGCUAGUAGGGUUGCAGCGGUAUGACAUUUCCUCUGAACGAUAACUGUCUCUGAAAAUACUGCAGUUUCACGGUAUCACGGAAUUUAUAUGAUAUUAUAUUAAUUUACAUUAUUUGUUAAUUGAAGUCUGUGUAAAAAGUCUCCCGUUAAAAUAACCAAACUAAAGGUGAGAUUCUCCGUCCAGUUGCACUUCUUUUUUCCAAUAUCGUAGAUGAGCAAAUGUACAUAGUACGAUGACCGUCAACAUUUAUAUCACAGUAUACCUUAAAACCGGUAUAUCGCUGCAAUCCUAAUAGCUAGCUGAUCGCCAACUUAGCAUUUUUGUCAGGGCUUCUGCUUCCAGGCCAAGAGCAAGGGAGGCUGAUCGUGGACUGACGUGCAGGUAUGGUCGGUGAGUCAUGCUGCUAGUGGGCGGGUCACGUAGCUGCUUCAGCUGCAGUUAAACGCACUUGUGUAAACUUAAACAUAAACAAACCGACAUGCAUCAAGUCCUCAACUGACUGAGGGGAGGUUUUGCGGUAACAACCAAACAUGGUGGGUGGACGAUUUCAAAUAAUCAGUCCGUUAUUUUUAAAACAGUACCAUAUUUCCGUUGUUCUUUUUUUGCUAUUAAUUGUACGUUUGUUGAAACACAAUGUCGCUUCAGUGUAGCUGCCUCCAAAGAACGAGUGAGAACCGCUGCUUAAUGGAAGGGAGGAGAGACUGCGGGGACAAACAGUACGCAGAUUAGCCAACGUGGUCGAUCAAACCAAAGUUGCUAAUUGUUGGAACAGUCAACAAACUAACUUUUAUGACUAACAAUUCUAGCAAAGACAGUUUGGGUGAGUUUUAUUUUGUGCUUGUCAAGUUCAAAUGCAGUUCGCUUUCCGAUGAGGUAAAAAGACUGCGGGGACAAACAGUAUGCAGAUUAGCUAACGUGGUUGAUCAAACCGAAGUUGCCAAUUGUUGGAACAGUCGACAAACUAACUGUAUGACUCACAAUUCUAGCAAAGACAGUUUGGGUGAGUUUUAUUUUGUUCCUGCCGAGUUUGAAUGCAGUUCGCUUUACCAUGACGUAAAAAAGCAAUUAAGCUAACGUUAGUGUCAGUUCGGUAAAAGAGAAAAACUUGGAUUGGUGCACGGUUGUAUUUUUCUGUUUAAUAGGAAAAACCAAGGGUAAAAAUAGGCAUUCUCAAACUGUGACACACUUUGACGUGUGUGUCACCAUAACAACCAACAAGUCGCCAUUUUCUUCUGUAUUCGUCAAAUGACCACAGCAAACAGUUUAACGUACAUUCUACUCAUUCUGUUUCUAUGAGUUAAACUCUACAACAACUAAAGAAGAUGUGACUUACUGAAUAAAGCUGCAGACUGUUGAACCUUGGGGACGGACGUGAUGCAACUCCCCUGACUCAGCUCAGUUGAUGCGAGCGACAAAGAGGAGGAGACAGUGCACGACUUGUAACUAAAGAUUUAUUAAACAAAACAUAACAAGAACAAAGUCAAACAAUCAUGGUAACACCACCCAGUGUGCGGUGCAUGGAUGAGUGAGAAAGAUGUAGUGCAAUGUAAGUCCUACCAAAAAUAACCAACCAGAAGAAUAAAGAGUUACUGACCAGUCUAGCAGGAAGCACAGGAGUCGGUCAGCUGCCGGAUGGACUUCCUGUUAAAGGGAGAGGGCAGCGUGCAGAGGGCUGUGUACUGUGAAUGUACAAAAACUGUUACUGAUUGUCAGUCACAGUCGUCUGAAUGUUCGUGGCUUCGUUCACACCGUCAGGAUUUUCAGGACAUUUUCACACUGAGCAAGAGUGAGUCCGAAUCAGAGUUUGAUGUCACUCUGAGAUAGCUUACUUACUUUCUUUUUUUUUUUUUAACUGUUUGUUUUGUCUACCCCCUGUGUUUUGAAGAGUAACAUCAGGGUACAAAUCCGAUCCUAAAUUUUGGCCUGCUCAUGGAUACAUGGAUGGAAGAUGAUGAAAUCUUCAUUUGGCCUUAACAGCACAUUGUAACAGUUAUUUGCGUUGCCAGAAAUUGUAAUACAUAUCAUAGUAUUUGCUUUCAGAGGUUGCUAUUUAAUUGAUUUUGCUUAAUUUUUGUUGUGUAAAAAGGUCAUCAACGAAUAUUUUUUAUCAUUUUAUUUCAAACUUAACACAGAUAUGUACCUCAUGCAAAAUCAGAAAUGAUCAAAAAGGAUAUUUUGCACUGUAGCUCAGAAUUUUCUGCCUUAAAUUAUCUGUACUUCUGAAGCUGAUUUAUCUGCUUUACUUGUUGCUUUACUAAGCAGCAACUUGUAUUUCAGUGAUGUUUCGUUGUCAGUAAUGUUAGCUAAGGUUAUUGCUUUUGGAAGCGAAAAGUUCCAGAUUUAUGGUUUAAACAUCCACAAUCUUACUGAAAAUUAGUUUGAAGAUUAACUUAUCUGCCCUCUAGUGGAUAUAGUUUUUAAUCUUCCAUGUACACUCAAAGUACAUGGACAAAGUCAUUAGUAUUGCAGUUGCUUGUCUACGUUUUCAAAUUGCUAAAACCAGGUAUAUAUUAGCUCUCUAACCUCGGUGCUCUGCUUUUAGUUGCUUACUGUUUUGUUUGGCAAUAGCGCAUCAAUCUUUAGCUUUAUGAUUGUGCUUGUUUUUUUGCCAAUAAUACCACAAACAUGGACUCGAAGUUUCCAGUAGAGUCGUUCGAUACUAUACUAAAGCUACUACCUUCAGGUCGAAUCGGGUUUAGGAUCGAGAUGAGAAAACUUUUGAUGAUACCAAAUUUUUGCGCUCUGUUUCCAGGUUCAUGCCAAGGCUACUGAAUGAAGGUGGGGACACGAUCUUUGACCUCAUGGGAGCUACAAGAUAUGUCACAUGAGCAAUGUAGCUUGAGCCGGGAGGUUUACAGCCGACGGUACUAGAAAUAAAGUGUAGUUGCUCUUUGUGUGCGCUCUUUUUUAGCCCUCUUGGGUGCGCUCCACCCGACAGAAGUUUUUGGGUACGCUUAAAUUGACUGAAAAUAGAGCAGUGGUUUCCAAUUGGUUCAGCCACAGGUCCAGAUUUUAUUUUAGUCAUUAGUUCCAGGUCCACACAGUUUAAUAUAUUCAGUGUCACACUUGCAUUUGGCCAUGUCAUCAAGCUAGUUUGUGGUCUCUGUCAAGUAGCUGUCUGUUAGUCAUUCAUUUUACAGCACGAAAUGGCACUUUAUAAUAAAACCUCUGUGCAGGAAAUUCACUGUGCUUAAAAAUGUGUGUGCUUUUGACAAACUUGUUUGCGAGUCACUUGCGGUCUAUUCAGAAUGGACCUGUGACCCAAUUUUGGACCGUGAUGCACCAUUUAUGAACCACUGAAAUAGAGCAUUUUCAAAUAGAAAACAUUUGUUUUUGACAUUUAUGAAGGACCUUUUCAAUAACUGCAGAAUUAAAUUUUCGUAUUAAAUACAUUUUGAUGUGAGGCCAACUGUGGACAUCUCCGAUAAACGAAUCAAUCAUCACCAGGUUCUGUGUUAGUGCGUUAGCUGUUGAGCCUUUUCUCAGGUGCAGACCAGAUUUCACUAAACAUGUUGCACCCUAAUGAUAUGAUGCAAUAUGACAUCAUCUCUCUUUUAAAGCUCCUUGAUUCAGGCCAAACUUGCCAGUGUGAAAUCGCUCUGUAAAGAGGUCAGUCUGCUUCAAACAAACCUGCUGGUGCAACAUCUAAAGGCCAGGAUAUGCUAGAAAAGAACUAGGUCACAUGAAGUGCUCAUAGUGCUCGUAGUCGUUCCUCACAGGAGAGAAACGCCUGCCAUCACAGACUCCUGGCUGAGCUUCCCUCAGCUCCAUCCAACAAAUCUGUCUUUGUUGUGACAAAAAUUUUUGGACGUAGCUGUUGGAAAAGAGAGUCUAAAGAUGAUCCAACACUUCUUUUAAAGCAGACUGAGACCUCUUAUAAAUAAUCCCAAAUGCUGAAUUAUCAUCUGGAGGCUGUUGCUGUGUCGUUAACUCAGCUGCAGUUCAGACUUUAACCCGGUUUGUCUGGACAAGCUAAUGGUCUCUUAAAACUCGACUGUGGAGUCGUCUGAAGCUGAGGUUUAAUCUGAAACAUCUGCUGCUUGUUUUUAUAGUUUCUUGCUGAGAUUUAACACUUUGUUGGCUUCUCCGGGAAAAAUUCCUGCUGAUAAACUGGGACAUUAUCCACUUUACGAGGAACAUUCAGCCACUAAAUGACAGAGCAGCAGCCCUCCAGAGUCCUGAGCUGGACUUCACAUCCGGAUGAAAGGUUUUUAGAUUUCGCAGACUAAGUUAUAGUAAAAAGAUUUACUCAAAGUGUGUUGUGAGUAUAAAUCCAAAGUUGUGCUUUUUAGGUUCCUUGCAGUCUGGAAAUGACUUCCAUCAGGAAUGCAGGAAAGUGCAGAUUAAAUCAACCAAUCAUGAUGUAUGAUGUGUUACCAUAGCUUUAAUUCAGCUCAUUGUUCUUUAACUGUGACUCUGUUGAACUGACAUUUCUUUCUAUUUUAUCAAACAAGCGAACUGCUGAUCAUCAAUUCAUUCAUUCAUUCAUUCAUUCAUAGCUACCAAACAGACAGAAGCACUGUGAUAUUUCAAAACAACAUGAACCCAGCGCUGUCACUUUGAAUGAAAUAAAAAAUAUGAAACAAAA
This is a messenger RNA of Epinephelus lanceolatus (giant grouper), 7504 nucleotides long. RefSeq names its product ST3 beta-galactoside alpha-2,3-sialyltransferase 8 (gene st3gal8). The record is from RefSeq and is a predicted model, not a curated record. NCBI's taxonomy places the organism in Eukaryota, Metazoa, Chordata, Actinopteri, Perciformes, Serranidae. Gene Ontology annotation, cellular component: membrane. Gene Ontology annotation, biological process: sialylation. Gene Ontology annotation, molecular function: beta-galactoside (CMP) alpha-2,3-sialyltransferase activity.